Messenger RNA from Cavenderia fasciculata, 1431 nucleotides. RefSeq lists its product as uncharacterized. The coding region runs from base 1 to 1431 and encodes 476 amino acids. Lineage: Eukaryota; Evosea; Eumycetozoa; Acytosteliales; Cavenderiaceae. The transcript is spliced from 5 exons. Gene Ontology annotation, molecular function: serine-type carboxypeptidase activity. Gene Ontology annotation, biological process: proteolysis. The record is from RefSeq and is a predicted model, not a curated record.
AUGGCUGUAUCAGUAACAACGACGAUUGUAGUUACAUUGUUAUUGAUUGUUUGCAUAUCACUAGUGAAUGUAGAUGCAUCUACUAUCAAUCCCAUCACAUCAUUGCCGACAUAUGAUAAAGCUAUCAAAGGACAAUACUCUGGGUACAUCACUGUCGAUAGUACAAAGCAAUACUUUUAUUGGUUCAUUGAAUCUGAAGCCAACUCAAAGGAUCCCUCUCAGGAUCCAUUUAUUAUUUAUUUCCAAGGUGGUCCUGCGUGCUCAAGUAUGCUAGGAGCAUUAACUGAAAAUGGAUACUUUACAGUAAUGAAAGACAUAAAGAAAAGCGGGCAAGACAAAUUCUAUAUCGUUGAGAAUAAAUAUAGUUGGUCUAAACUUGGACACGUCCUCUACAUUGAAAGUCCAGCUGGUGUUGGAUUCUCCUACAAUGAAGAUGGAAACUAUACAACUGGUGACACUCAAACCGCUGAAGAUAAUUUGGCUGUUGUCAAGGAUUAUGCUUCUUCUCCUCUUUUUGUUGGUGGUGAAUCAUAUGCAGGACAUUAUAUUCCACAAGUAGCACAAUUAAUGGUGCAAGAUUCAUCGAUAAAUAUUCAUGGUAUUAUGGCUGGUAAUCCAUCGUUUAAUUACACAACCGAUGCACAAUACUAUUUACCAUUUAUGGCCGGACAUGGAUUAUUGUCAUACAGCGAUUUCCAAAACUUGACCGACAUUUGCCAAGGUUCAUUUUACCCAGGUACAGCUGAAUGUAAUGAUGCAAUCAACAUAUUGUCGACCAACUUUGAUCUCAUCAACCCAUACAACAUUUUGGAAGCUUGCAAGGGUGGAGGUCCCAGCAAAGGUGGAGCUUGUUUCACUGCCGAUGCCUUUUCCUCUGAACUCAGACAAUCCAACCCAGAGACGACAGUUGCCAAGAAAGAUGUGUCUCAGGUAUUUAUCCCAUGUCUCGAUGAAUCUGCCGUCACUGGCUAUCUCCAGAGAAGUGAUGUCAUGAAACACCUUGGUGUCUCUGUCAGAAAUAUUGCUACAGGUACAUGGCAACCAUGCUCGAGUGCCGUAAACUAUACUCAAUACCUCGAGAAUAUUCCACAAGACUACCAAACACUCCUCCAAGCCGGUCUUCACGUAUUGGUGUACUCUGGUGAUUUGGACAGUUGUGUCCCCUAUCUUGGCACAUCCUUGUGCGUUGAACAACUUGGUUACCCCAUUCUCAAUAAAUGGCAACCAUGGACAUUCAAGGAUGAAGAAGGAUUUGAACAAGUAGCUGGUUAUCAAAUUAGUUAUGAUUCUUCAUCAGCUCAUCCAAAGUCAACCCUGACUUAUGCAACUGUUAAAGGUGCUGGUCAUAUGGUACCGCAAUACAAACCAAAAGAAUCAUUAUUAUUGGUAACUCAAUUCAUUUCAAAUUCAUUGGGUAUGGAUUCACAAUAA